AUGAGCUACUUUUCUCCGCCGGCGGAGGGCGGGACGCCGCCCCCCGUGCAGGGGAUGCCUCUCGGAGCGCCGAAUGCUUUCUAUGCCUCGGCAGAGAAUUCAGGCCUUUCUUCUGACAGCCCGGACGCGUACGUCUUUGCGCAGCAGUCAGCUGUGAUGGCGCAGACCGGCGACGCCAUCGGAGGCAUCGAUCCCCAGACGAUGCUCGCUCAGUCCCAGGUUGGAUAUGGCAUCGAUGGCUCUUCAAGUCAACAUAUGGUGCAGGCAGAGGCCUACAUGCACUGGGCCGGCGCACUGCCCCAACAGGUUGCCCCGGGAGAUCCGUACUCACAACUGCCGUCUGGCCUGCCGGGUGCACUCGCAGGCCCUGGGACCUUCCCUGGCGCCGCGUCACUGCCCUUCGCGUCCUCGACUCUCCCCGUCGGGACCGCCAGGCUGCACCUCGCAUCUGGCGAGAACGCGUCCGUGGUGAGCCGGUCGAGCCGGUCGGCGCUUGGAAGUCAACGCAGGGCGCCCAUGGGCAAGGCCGGGCCGCCGGCGAGUCCCAGCCAACACCAGGCGAACCGCGAAUUGGCGAGGAAGCAGCAGACUGCCUUGCGUCGAGGUCUCUUUCUUGCCACGGAGUUGGAAGACUGGAUGGGGGAGGAUUGCCCGGGCCUCGAUCGCCAGUGCAUCAUCCGUUUCCCGCCGCCCGUCGCCGCGCUUCUGCGGAAGCGUCUCUCUGCCGUAACCUCUCUUCAGUUUCAGAGUCAAGCCAGCUCAGAGGCGCUGGGAGUGGACGGCGCGCCGCAGGGACCCGCGUAUCCCGCUGGCUGUUCCGCGGCAAACCCUCUUGGCCUCAUCAUCACCCCGCGAGACGAGUGGAGCUACCGCAUCUUCGACGUUAAGGUUGCCGGCCACAAAGGAAAGUUGCGAGGCGUUUUGGUCGAGCUUCCGACUCUCGUCGAGACGUACAAGUCGCUCGACGGCGAUCUUCUCUUCAAGUCGGGAGACAUUUGCCAGAUGAUUGUCGUCUUCGACCCCCAAGACCCGCAGGAAGCGAUCGAUUUGCAGGACCUGAGUGAACGCCAGCAGUGGGAGUGGAAGGCAGGCCUCACUCCGCCGACGCAUCGCAUCCGAAGCAGAAAGUUCAAAAACUUGGAUUUGUUUGACAGACAGGAAAUUCGGGAUGCAGAGCUCCAGGUUCUCGAGCUGCUUCACUCAACGCGGCGAGACAACUACGAAAUCGAGGUCCAUACUCUCCACGAGAUGCACCGAACAUUGGAGCAGCAGAGAGAAGCAGCCGAAGGAAAGGCGCCCAAGCCGACCGCACCGGGCGCGACGUCCACCGGCACAGCAGUCAUUGAGCAUGUGGUGAGCUGCGACGACGAUGUCCUCUCCUGGCUGGACUCCGUGGGCAUGCUCCACAGCGCUGCACCUGAGAUGGACGCGGAUGGAAGCUUCUCUGACUACUCGGACGUUCUUUUCGACUACACUCCUGCCGCUGGAAGUGCGACAGCCGCUACGACAAACUUCGCAGCUCGUGGGCCAGGAGGCCCCCGAGGACCUCGAGGCGGCCGAGGCGGCGCAGCUUGGCAGCGAACUGCGGGUUCCAGGACUCAGCAGGCAGGGGCUCCAGCGUCUCAGGACAGCUUGAUCUUCGGUCCGGAGGCUCGAGGCGCACCACUUGAAGACGAGGACGGAGCAGGCUCGGCAGUCGGGAUCGGAGGGGACCUUGGCAUCUCUGGGGCUCCGCUGGCGAGUGGAUCAGGUCCUGGGCGGCUCAUGGGGGUUGGACCUGGCGAGCUGCCGUUCCCGCAGGCGCAAGUAGCUGUCGAGUACCCAGGGGCGGAGGGAGCAGUCGGCGUCCCCGGCACUAGCGAGCAGGAACUUGAGACACGCAUGCGCCGGAAGGAAGAGCGGCGCCAGAAGAAGCUCUUGAAGAAGGAGAAGCGGCGACUGAAGAAGGAAAAGAAGAAAGCCAAGCGAGACAAGAAGAAGCAGGGCCAAGGCGAAGGCUCUGGCGCAAACCCAGGCGAUGGCGACGGGGCGGCGGGAGUCGUGUCGAGAGGCCAGAGCGUCGUUUCCUCUAGUCAGGGCGACACAGCGAGAGGUGGAGAAACAGGCGAGAAAAACGGGAGUAGCUCGUCGAGCAGCAGCGACGAGGACGAGGGUGGGAGAGACGAUGAGGACACUCUGAUGCUGUGACGGCCGACGGCAGUUGUAGGGAUGAGAACCCUACAGGGAACGUGUACCCGAAACUUUUGAAGAGAUAGGGGAAAAACGUAGGGCACUGCGAAAGAAGGCAGGGGGGGGGGACUUGCGAAUGCCGAAGGCUUUCCUCCGCUGUUAUGGCAUCGCAGCGCAUAGACCACAGAAGUGAUGGACGGACUCGCACUUUGCUACGGACGUGACUUCUGAUUUAGCCGUCAACAGUAGUGAGGGCUGUGUCCUCUGCUGCUCUGGUGCAUAACUAGCCUUUGUAGCGGAGG
This is a messenger RNA of Toxoplasma gondii ME49, 2471 nucleotides long. RefSeq names its product TAF7-like RNA polymerase II TAF7L (gene TAF7L). Gene Ontology annotation, molecular function: RNA polymerase II general transcription initiation factor activity. The coding region runs from base 1 to 2187 and encodes 728 amino acids. NCBI's taxonomy places the organism in Eukaryota, Apicomplexa, Conoidasida, Eucoccidiorida, Sarcocystidae. The transcript has 7 exons. Gene Ontology annotation, biological process: RNA polymerase II preinitiation complex assembly; transcription initiation at RNA polymerase II promoter. The record is from RefSeq and is a predicted model, not a curated record. Gene Ontology annotation, cellular component: transcription factor TFIID complex.